GUACCUGCUGUUAGAUCCUGUCUACACUGUGAGGUUUCUCUGUGUGAUAAACACUUGAGAGUCCACAAAAAGUCCCCAGAACACAUCUUAACUGACCCCACCUCAUCCCUGGAGAAAAAGAAAUGCUCCGUCCAUAAGAAGAUCCUGGAGUAUUACUGCACUGAGGACUCCACUUGUAUCUGUGUGUCCUGCAGUUUGGCUGGAGAACAUCGAGGACACCAGGUGGAGAUAUUGGAUCAGGCUUUUGAGAAGAAGAAGGAGACACUGAGGAAUGUUCUGCAGAAACUUCUGACAAAGAGAGAGGAGACGGAGGAAAGAGUCCAGAGUCUGCAGGAACACAGGAGGAAAGUAGAACAAAAAGCAACAGGUGACACCGAGAAAGUCACUGCCCUGUUUAAGGUUCUCAGGAGACGUCUGGAGGACCUGGAGGAGAAAUUCCUGGAUGAGAUUUCCAAGUGGGCACAGGGGGUCUCCAUCUGCAUGUCCGCUAUGAUCCGGGAUCUGGAAAUAAAGAAGGAGGAUCUGUCCAAGAAGAUGCGUGACAUUGAGGAGCUGUGUAACAUGAUGGAUCCACUGACUGUCCUACAGGAAUCAGACACAGGUGACUUGUGUGAUACUGAGGAUGGAGAUGAUGAGGACAGAGAGAGACAUGAGAAACUCCUCCAUGAUGCAGGAGGUCUGAAUAUGGCUGGGAUAUCACACACAUUACGCACAUUGUCUGAUAUAAUAUUACGGGUAAAUGUACAUAUCUAUGAACGGGAAGCUGAGGACAUAUUACUGGAUGUAAACACAGCUCAUAAUUAUCUCCAUGUAUCAGGUGACAGGAAAAUAGCCUCCUGGUCAGAUAGAUACCAGAAUCGUCCCAAAAUACCAGAGAGGUUUCAAGGUUAUCUUCAGGCGUUGAGCAGUCAGAGUUUCUCCUCAGGGAGACAUUACUGGGAUGUGGAUGUUGGGGGAUCAGAUAAAUGGAUAGUUGGGAUGAGUUACCCCAGUAUAGACAGGAAAGGACUGCAGUCACUGAUUGGAUGGAAUAACAAGUCCUGGGGUUUGGUCAAAAAAGAUAAAAAGUAUUUGGUGAUACAUGACGGUAAAGGGAUCCACUUACCUAUUAAUAUCAUCAGUAACAGAAUCAGGAUAUAUCUGGAUUAUGAUGCCGGGCGGAUUGUUUUUUAUGAUCUGUGUGACCCAAUCCGAUACAUCCGCACCUUCACCACCACCUUCACUGAGCCCCUCCAUGCCGGGGUAUGGGUAUGGGAUGGGGGUAAAAUGAAGAUAUGUGGGGGGAAUCAGAAGAUGUGA
Molecule: messenger RNA, 1299 nt
Organism: Staurois parvus
Lineage: Eukaryota; Metazoa; Chordata; Amphibia; Anura; Ranidae
Source: the annotation of a GenBank genome assembly